Messenger RNA from Trematomus bernacchii (emerald rockcod), 2698 nucleotides. Its product is annotated as epidermal retinol dehydrogenase 2-like. The transcript has 7 exons. Gene Ontology annotation, molecular function: oxidoreductase activity, acting on the CH-OH group of donors, NAD or NADP as acceptor. The record is from RefSeq and is a predicted model, not a curated record. Gene Ontology annotation, cellular component: lipid droplet. Bases 283 to 1206 code for a protein of 307 amino acids. Lineage: Eukaryota; Metazoa; Chordata; Actinopteri; Perciformes; Nototheniidae.
GUGUGAUGUGAACGGCGCUAACUGCUUUGUUUUUAACUCCAGAGGCUACAGACAGGGCCGAGCCACUCCCAGGAAGUAUAUACAGCCGAGCUCCACCACACCGAGGCACGGUGCGCGGCCCCGCGAGCUGUUUUUAUCAACUUUACCCUGAUAACGUUAAGGCACGUUUGAUUAGAGCUUGUGUAACAAAAGCCUGUGCGGUGAGCAAAGUCUCACUUAUUUACCUCCCGCGGAGCCCUGCACAACUCUCGCUAACGGUAGCUCACAGCAUAACGAUCCAUCAUGAAUUUCAUCCUGGAAACCCUGCAAGUCCUCCUGAUGUCCAUCUGGUACAAUCUGGAGUCCUUCGUCCACCUGUUUGUGCCCAGGAAGAGGAAGAACAUAGAAGGAGAGGUGGUCCUGAUCUCUGGGGCGGGCAGUGGGAUCGGUCGCCUCAUGGCUCAGGAGUUUGCGGCUCUCAACACUGUGCUGGUGUUGUGGGAUAUUAACCAGGAGGGGAUGAAGGAAACGGCCAGGCUGGCUAAAGAGAGCGGAGCCAGCAGAGUGCACUACUAUCUGUGUGACUGCAGCGACAAGAACGAGGUUUACAGAGUGGCAGACCAGGUGAAGCGGGAGGUGGGAGACGUCAGCAUUCUGGUGAACAAUGCUGGGAUUGUGACGGGGAAGAAGUUCAUGGAUGCUCCUGAUUCCCUGAUUGAGAAGACGAUGGAGGUCAACACCAUGGCUCACUUCUGGACCUACAAGGCCUUCCUUCCCGCCAUGAUUGCCAACAAUCACGGCCAUCUUGUCAGCAUUGCUAGUUCUGCUGGACUCAUAUCCUGCAAUGGAUUGGCAGACUACUGUGCCAGUAAGUUUGCAGCAGUAGGUUUUGCGGAGUCCGUGGGUCUGGAGCUGUUGGCCACUGGGAAAGAUGGCGUGAAGACAACCAUUGUGUGCCCAUACUUCAUCAACACAGGAAUGUUCGAUGGAUGUCAAACCAAGUGGCCAACACUGCUGCCAAUCCUGGAUCCAAACUAUGUAGCUAAGAAGAUAAUCCAGGCUGUGCUCACAGACCAGGUGUUCCUGCUCCUGCCCAAGACCAUGUACCUCAUCACUGCUCUCAAGACCCUCCUCCCUGUGAAGCAGGGCAUCAUGCUGGGCCAAUACCUGGGAGCCUUCAGCCUCAUGGACCACUUCAAGGGACGCGCCAUCAAAAAGCAGGAGUGACCGAGGGGAGAGGACGAUAUGAAGCUAAGAGACAUGGAAACAUUACAGGCAUCAAAGCCAAUUUCAUCUGAAUGGUCCCAGUGUAUGAAGUAAUAGAGGUGAGGGCAGAACAUAAUGCUGAUCCUCUCAUUUCAAUGAAACAGUAUAUCUCACUGUAUAAUCCAGCUUUUAAGCUCUCAUAUCCUUAACGUACUUUUUUUAUAUGUAUAUAUAAUUAGUGAAAUUCAAAUGUAAUCUUAUUAACAGUUUGUAUUUGAUUAGUGCUCAGAAGUUUCAGGCAGCCAGUGUCCUUAUACAACUCCUAGACAUGUAACAGCAAGUCAUAAAGACAGGAAACAUGGGUCCAAAGUCAAGUGUGAUGUUUUCUAAAAUCCCCUUACCUGCUGUGUACAGAUGUUUCUUCUUCUGCUGUCAGAGAAGCAAGUCAGUGUACUAAUGACUACAAAGUACACUGCUCUAAUAAUUGUGGACAGGGCUCAUUAUCUCUUACAAUUAGAAGAAAUACGCAUUAAUACAAAAUUCCAGCAUUAAUAAAAUGCAACCUCUAUCACUAGUAUGUGCUCAGAAGAAGUGACAUCUAAAGUUUAAGUGUACAAAUAUCAAUAUACACUUAUUACGCAGACAUUUAAUCUGGUAUAAUGCCAUAUGAGCGCAUUUGUGAAAGUUUAGAGUUUAAAUGUUAAUCUGGCUCAGGUUUGCAGUCUAAAUCAUUUCACCUUAAAAAGCAAUUGCUCUUACUCAGGAACAGCGGACCCUGCCUCAGGGUUUAAAUGUGAUACCCUUGAUAUAUCUUCACCUUGUAAAAAGGGGACACAUCUUCAACUCCUUUAUUCCCGUCCAUCUUUAUUCCUUUAUUCGCAAUUAGCAAGCAGCGCAUUAGCAUGCUACAGCUAGCCGUAGAGUGUGGAGCCCCCUCUGCUAUUCUUCUUCUUUCCAUUCAUUCAUGAAAGCCUGGUGAGCACAGAAUGUGAACACACUGUCAAACCACUAACCUUGCUAGUGCUUCAUAUACUUAUAUAACUAUAUAUGUAACAGUAUGGUGCGUGUGUGUGGUCAGGAAGUGUGUGUUGGUACAGUACAGGUCUCACAUGUCCGUAAAUGAAGUAAUUGUUUUGAAGAACAUGCAUGUUUUUUGCACCUAAAAAAGUCCUUAUUGCCACAUUAAUGGUCCUAUCAUUACAAGUAUAUUGUAAAGAUUAUAAUACUUAUAUGUAUCAUGAAUCAACCGUUGUUUUAAUCAAACAAUGUGUCAUAUUUAAUAUGUAACAGUAGUUGAUGCUUUUAUAUUGAACAACCUGUGUAAAGUCAUCCUAGCUGCUGAUGAUAUUGAAGUUAUUGAAAUGAAGAAUGCACCUGUUGCCUUAAUCAUGCUAACAGUGAAGGACAUGAGAUGUCAAAGAGAUGCGUUAAAAAGAAGGUUUGAAGUCAGAACCAUCUCUCAGUUUGAAUGUUUUGUGAAUUAUUAUCAAUAAAUAACCAUUUGUACGUUUUA